AUGCUGCGGCGCGCCUUCGAGGCCGGUCUCGCCUCCGGCAAGCUAACCCGGCCCAAGGGUCAAGCCGAGGCCCGUCUGCUUUCCGGCCGGUACCGCCUGGCUUCCAAGGAGAAGGCCGGAGCCCGCAGCCGCCGCGCCCAAGCCCAAGAAGGUCAAGUCGCCGGCCAAGAAGGCGGCCGUGAAAGAAGGUCAAGAAGGCGAAAGACGCCGAAGAAGAAAGCUGCACCGGCCGCCGCCAAGAAGGCGAAGUCUCCCAAGAAGGUCAAGAAAACCCCGAAGAAGCCCGCCGCCAAGAAGGCUCCGGCGAAGAAGAAGAGCCCCAAGAAGGCAGCGAAGAAGGCGUAA
Messenger RNA from Pollicipes pollicipes, 345 nucleotides. Its product is annotated as histone H1.M6.1-like. Lineage: Eukaryota; Metazoa; Arthropoda; Thecostraca; Pollicipedomorpha; Pollicipedidae. The transcript has a single exon. The record is from RefSeq and is a predicted model, not a curated record. The coding region runs from base 1 to 345 and encodes 114 amino acids.